Molecule: messenger RNA, 1592 nt
Organism: Chara braunii
Lineage: Eukaryota; Viridiplantae; Streptophyta; Charophyceae; Charales; Characeae
Source: the annotation of a GenBank genome assembly
CGAUCGUAACAGUGUGAUAGAUUUAAAUUUGUGUUUGGCUUGGCAAUGCUCGUUUUCCAUAAGUGGGAGGGGAAAGGAAAGAAGAAGAGAAAGGGUCGGACUCCGCUGCAACGGGCGAACUUCACAAUCCAUGGACUGUGGCCAGAGCGCUUCGAUGGAGGUUGGCCUUCAUGCUGCAAUGUUGAUGAAUAUCCUUAUGAGCCUGAAAAGAUCAAAGACCUUCAACGUCAGCUGGAUUUGGACUGGCCAUCACUGCGGUGCAAACCUCCAAGUGGAUGCAGCAAUCCAGGGCAAGGAGGCAUUCGAUCAUUCCACAGACAUGAGGUGACCUACAAUUUUGCCUCUACCUUCCUCCCCCGAAUAGAACGUACGGUCAUUUCUGCUGCAUCUGGCCUAAAAGAGAAGCAUGGGACAUGUUCGAUCCCUGUUUUUCCUGAUAUCCAUCGCUACUUCAGCGCUGUUUUGGCCCUUAAGGACAGCAUUGAUGUUCUGGGCGCUUUGGCAAAGGCAGACAUCGUCCCUACCGACAAUGAAAGGUACACUUACCAGCAGAUGAGGGAUGCCAUUGCGGUGGACGUGGGAGCCACUCCUCAUAUUGACUGCAAGAAUGGAAAGUUGUCCGAAGUUUGGAUUUGCCUCCAGAAAUAUCCUGAUUCAGAUAACGAAUUCAAGGUAUUCGAUUGCCCACAGAGUGAGGUCAAGUCCUGCCCGAAGGGACAGCCGAUCUCCAUUCCCGUGAGAACCCCAUUUCUUGACAAUGGCAGUCAGAUGACGUCAGCAAUAUGAAAAAAUGAAGAGCUGCAGAGCAGAAGCAGCAGAAGCAGCAGCAAGGACAAGGGUCCCACAACAGGAAGGAAGCCCGCCAACCUUGAGCUGUCAGCUUGACCUUAGCUUGCAGGACUUUGCGGUGGCGUGUGUCAGACUCUGUUCUUCUCUUGCCGUCAAUCAAACAUUUCUGGUGUGAAGCGAAUAGCUCUUGCCACAUGGGAAGGAAGCUGUCAUGAGGAUGUCAGAUACGACAGACGCAUCGGCCUCCCACUCGAUAUUGUCAGCGUUCCUCUUCAUUUUCCUCUUUUCGGCACCUUUUUCUAUGUAUGCAAUAUUUUAUUCUGUUAUUUAUUUAUACUCUUUAUGAACUUGAUAAUAGUUAAUGUCUAGUUAUGAAUCUUCCGUCCCUUCCUUUGCUGACCAUCUUCAGAAUCUUCAGAUCACUUUUGACUGCAACGCUUGCAUGAUCCAAGCUUCGAGGUACAUAGACCACAACAUUACAAUUGUUUCCAUUCUAAGACUUCAGAGAUGCGGAAAAAUAACUCAUGCUUCAUGAUACACUGAAACGACACAUGAGUGGCGACUUGGGGAGGGGAUCAUAUAUGCUUCAGUGUAUGAUAGAGGGAUUAGAUACAACCCUUUUUUUUUUUCUUUUUUUUUUUUAUCGGUUAAGAUCGGCAAUUCAGUAAGGCACGUGUUCAGCUGGACAUCACAAAAUUUUGAAUCGAGGUUAUUUAUGCUGUCACCAAUUUUGCCAUGGUCUUUCGAGUUCCUAGAGACGGUGGUUUUUCGGUCAAUUCUAGAAAUGAAUAUGCUGCUCCAUU